Eruca vesicaria subsp. sativa (arugula) is the source of this 1230-nucleotide messenger RNA. NCBI's taxonomy places the organism in Eukaryota, Viridiplantae, Streptophyta, Magnoliopsida, Brassicales, Brassicaceae. The record is from the annotation of a GenBank genome assembly.
AUGACGUUCGCGAUUUGUACACUGAUCAUAGCCGUUGGUCCUAGCGAGCUCCUCCGCAUCGGAGCCAUAGACGUCGACGGCCACUUCACCUUCAAGCCUUCCGACUUAUCCUCCGUCUCCUCUGACUUCGGUAUGCUAAAGUCGCCGGAGGAGCCACUAGCCGUACUUCAUCCAUCCUCAGCCGAAGAUGUGGCACGACUCAUCAGAACAGCUUACGGCUCUGCCACGGCGUUUCCGGUCUCAGCCCGUGGCCACGGCCAUUCAAUAAACGGACAGGCCUCGACAGGGAGGAACGGAGUGGUGGUGGAGAUGAGCCACCGAAACAUAGGGACCCCGGACCCACUUGUUGAACCGGAGGAAAUGUAUGUGGACGUUUGGGGUGGAGAGUUAUGGGUUGAUGUGUUGAAGAAAACGUUGGAGCAUGGCUUAGCACCAAAGUCAUGGACUGAUUACUUGUAUCUUUCCGUUGGUGGUACACUCUCUAAUGCUGGAAUUAGUGGUCAAGCUUUUCACCAUGGUCCUCAGAUUAGUAACGUCCUUGAGCUAGACGUUGUAACUGGGAAAGGAGAGGUGAUGAGAUGUUCAGAAGAAGAGAACACAAGGCUUUUCCAUGGAGUUCUUGGUGGGUUAGGUCAAUUUGGGAUCAUUACACGAGCACGAAUCUCUCUCGAACCUGCUCCCCAAAGGGUAAGAUGGAUAAGAGUAUUGUAUUCGAGCUUCGAAGUGUUUACUCAGGACCAAGAGUACUUGAUAUCUAUGCAUGGUCAAUCAAAGUUUGAUUACGUGGAAGGGUUUGUGAUCGUGGACGAAGGUCUCGUCAACAACUGGAGAUCAUCUUUCUUCUCUCCUCGUAACCCCGUUAAAAUUUCUUCCGUUAGUUCUAACGGCUCCGUUCUGUAUUGCCUUGAGAUCACCAAGAACUACCACGAGUCCGAAUCCGACACCAUCGACCAGGAAGUGGAGAUUUUGAUGAAGAAAUUGAAUUUUAUACCCACAUCGGUUUUCACGACGGAUUUGCAAUAUGUGGACUUUUUGGACCGGGUUCACAAGGCUGAGCUGAAGCUCCGGUCGAAGAAUCUAUGGGAGGUUCCACACCCAUGGCUCAACCUCUUUGUACCAAAAUCAAGAAUCUCUGAUUUCGACAAAGGCGUUUUCAAGGGCAUUUUGGGGAAUAAAACUAGUGGCCCUAUCCUUAUCUACCCAAUGAACAAAGACAAUUCCUAUAACUAA